AUGUCAGUUCCAAAAGUUUAUUAUUAUCCAGUUAGAGGUAGAGGUCAAUUUGUUGUUGCUUUGUUACAUUAUCUUAAAGUCGAUUUUGAAAUAGAUACUACUUCAAAUGAGCAAAUUAAACCAGAAACCACCUUUGGCCAAGUUCCAUACUAUGUUGAUGAUGAAAUCAAAUUAGCCCAAACCCAUGCCAUCGCCCGUUAUCUUGCCAACAAACACAAAAUCCACGGUAAAAGUUUAGUUGAACAAGCUAAAGUUGAUGAAAUAGUCGAUUCUGUUUGGGAUACUCUCAACCCAUUAUUAGCAGCUACCUUUGGAGGCAAUGAUAGUGCCAAAGAAGAAUACAAAAAGAACAAUAAGUUACACCUCUUCCUUGAUGUUUAUGAAAAGAAAUUAAAUGAAAACAAAUAUAUUGCUGGAGGGGAUGACUAUACUCUUGCUGACUUUGAUGCUUUUCUCGUGUACAACUACAUUGAUCUUUUAGGUUAUCUUACAGAUCGUAACAGCUAUCCAAAACUUGAAGAAUUAAGAAAAUACUUUACUUCACUUCCACAAUUACAAAAAUAUUUCGAAAGUGUUAAAAACACUCCAUUAUAA
This is a messenger RNA of Dictyostelium purpureum, 594 nucleotides long. RefSeq lists its product as uncharacterized. Lineage: Eukaryota; Evosea; Eumycetozoa; Dictyosteliales; Dictyosteliaceae. Gene Ontology annotation, molecular function: glutathione transferase activity. The transcript is spliced from 3 exons. The coding region runs from base 1 to 594 and encodes 197 amino acids. Gene Ontology annotation, biological process: glutathione metabolic process. The record is from RefSeq and is a predicted model, not a curated record.